Tympanuchus pallidicinctus (lesser prairie-chicken) is the source of this 3045-nucleotide messenger RNA. It is a transcript of the gene HACD3, whose product is annotated as 3-hydroxyacyl-CoA dehydratase 3. Lineage: Eukaryota; Metazoa; Chordata; Aves; Galliformes; Phasianidae. Gene Ontology annotation, molecular function: 3-hydroxyacyl-CoA dehydratase activity. Bases 55 to 1143 code for a protein of 362 amino acids. The transcript is spliced from 11 exons. The record is from RefSeq and is a predicted model, not a curated record. Gene Ontology annotation, biological process: very long-chain fatty acid biosynthetic process; sphingolipid biosynthetic process; fatty acid elongation. Gene Ontology annotation, cellular component: endoplasmic reticulum membrane.
CGCAACGGCAGCCCCCGCCGGCUCGGGAACGGAGCGGCGCGGUGGGGCUGCGCGAUGGCGGGCUGCAGCCUCCGACCGCACGUGCACUGGGCGCAGCGGCACCACGAGCUGUACCUGCGCGUGGAGCUGAGCGACGUGAAGAACCCGGACGUCAGCAUCGCCGACAACGUGCUGCGGUUCCGAGCUCAGGGUCAUGGUGCCAAAGGGGACAACAUCUACGAGUUUCAGAUCGAGUUCCUAGAGCCGGUUGAGCCUAAACCCGUGUGCAGGGUGACUCAAAGGCAGCUCAACAUCACUGUGCAGAAAAAGGAGAGUAACUGGUGGGAGAGGCUCACCAAGCAGGAGAAACGCCCGCUCUUCCUCGCUCCGGACUUCGAUCGCUGGUUAGACGAAUCGGAUGCUGAAAUGGAACUGAAGGAGAAGGAGGAAGAAAAGAUUAACAAAAUGAAAAUAGAAUCCAGAGUCCCAAAAGACCCUUUCAAACACCUGAAGAAAGGAUACUUAAUAAUGUAUAAUCUUGUACAGUUUUUGGGAUUCUCUUGGAUUUUUGUGAACAUGACAGUACGACUGUUCAUCUUAGGAAAAGAUUCUUUCUAUGACACGUUUCACACCAUUGCUGACAUGAUGUACUUUUGUCAGACCCUGGCCUUGAUGGAAAUCCUGAAUUCACUGAUAGGACUGGUCAGAUCACCACUGAUUCCUGCUGUAAUACAGGUAUUUGGAAGAAACUUUAUUUUGUUUGUUGUCCUUGGAAGCCUGGAGGAAAUGCAGAGCAGAGCUGUGGUGUUCUUCUUGUUUUAUUUCUGGAGCAUCAUUGAACUGUUCAGGUAUCCCUAUUACAUGCUUUCAUGCAUGGGUAUAGAAUGGAAACCUCUAACUUGGCUCCGUUACACCAGCUGGAUCCCUCUGUACCCUCUAGGCGGCUUGGCAGAAGCUGUCUGUCUCAUUCAAUCCAUUCCCAUCUUCAGUGAAACAGGAAAAUUUAGCCUGGGACUGCCAAAUCCACUGAAUGUCACAAUCCAGUUUUCAUUCUUGCUUCAGAUGUAUCUUAUAGCCUUGUUUUUGGGGUUAUUUGUAAACUUCCGAUAUCUCUACAAGCAAAGGAAACAGCACCUCGGACCAAAGAAGAGAAAGAUGAAGUAAAGGAGGAUUAAGUGCUUUCUUAUCUAACUGAUCUCAAUGACAAGAUAAGCCUCCCAUUCUUGUGGUUUUAUCCAGUGUAAAGAAUUUUGUAAAAUUACAUGAUCAUCCUAGAUUCAUGAUUUCAUAGUGAAUUCAGGUAACAUUCCCGUAUCUCUUUUGUUCCCUUUCAAUCAAAUGCAUGCAUGACAUUUACCACUGAACAGCUGCAUCUAAACUUGUAUCAUAUCGACUACUGUGUAAGGGAGAAAUCCUACUAUCUGCAUAUAAUAUGCUUAUAAACGGUGGAGCAGCACUAAAUAGAAAUAGUGUUUAUAUUUUAAUUGGAUUUUGCUCUUUCGGUAUUGCAUGCAGAGAGGACUUCUGAUGUAGGGACGUACCAGUAGCUGGCCCGUGCUGUUCCUGGGGUGCAUCCUGACAGUAAGAGAAGCACAGCCUGAUGUCAGUGUUUGGGUGUUAUUAGCAGUUGGGAUAAACUUCCUCAGCACCCACACCCCCUUUUCUUAGGCAGCAUACUGAUGUUUUAAUGCUGCAACUGUACGUAGCUGACGUCAAGCAAAGUACUGCCAUACCAGUUUAGUCUGUUUCUAGGUUAGUCUUAACAGAGUAGAAGCAUCUUGUGGGCCGUACCAACACCCAUGUACCUGUAGCAUCAGUAGGGAAAGGAAGCUGCCGCUGUGUCCCGUGGACAGAAAUGCUUUUCUGAUUGAUAAUGUCAGCACUGAAAUACAAGGAGACAAGAAAAUACAGGUACCAGCUUUCUCCUAGCAUGUGAACCCCAGAAGAACUCCAUCCCAUUCACACAGAGUAAAAAUCUGGAGCUGCCCUGGGAGACUGAACUCCUCUGAUAGUUCCUACCAGGGCUGUGGCUCCCUUAUAGCCUUGGAAAAGCAAUCAAGAAUGUCUUUCUACUUCAUUUUAUCAGCUGCACAUUUAAAUUUGUGUAUAUGCUUUCUUGGCUGUUCCCUGAUGGGAUGGAGUGAUGGGUUGACAAAUAAUCUAUAAUUUUCAUGCCAUACAUCUCAGUAAGGGAGAUCCUACCUAGGGUGUGAAGGGACCCUUUCCUCUGUAUUAGCUUUAAACAAGAGCUGUUUCCUUCACAUCCCAGGUCACGUACUCUCUUACCUGAAAACUGUUUCAGUUGACUUCAUUUCCAUGUGCCCUUCCUCACACCUAGCCUCUUGUAGUUGAUUCUCAACUCCUCUGGUCCCUUUAAUCUAGUUUAGAAAAAUUAUGGUUAUAAACAAGCUGCUUCACAGCUGCUGCUGGCCCCAGGGUACUGCAAGCAAUACCAGCAAUCCAGAUAAGGCACCAAAACUGAGAUUAGCUGAAGUGUCAUCUUACUACUUGUGUUAUCUUUUUCUACUGUGAAAUGAUAUGAAUCCUCCUGGAAGUUAUUUUCUAUACUUAAAGUUAACAAACAGCUUACUAUUUAUGACAUGGACCCAGUGAUUAUUACUGGAAAGGAAGGAAAACAGUGCUAUAAAGACUGUACCAAAAAACUGAUACAAGCUCCACACUGCAUUUCACAAUUGUUUUGUCAACAAGAGGCAUGAUGCAACUUCUCUUUAGAGAUACGUGAGGCUCACUUGCAGAGGAGAGUGCAGGUAACUUUCUCAAGAGCUGAGCAUAAUUUACACACUAUUUCACUACAGUACACACUGUACAGAUGUUUGAUGUACAUCGAAGGACUGAGUUAGCUGGCUUGGAACAGCAAGGAUCCCUUUCACACUUUUAAUUUCUUUACUGGGCAUUUAAACUUCUGUUAUAAAAUCUGUAUGUACUCAUACAUGAUGUUUCUCAGUGAAAUUGUGGUACCUCGUACGAACUGUAAUGGAUCUUAAAUGACUGAGUUUUUGUCCUUCAGAAAGAAUGUGUUUCUAUUAAUAAAGAUUUACAGCCAGA